UUUCAAAGUUUGAGGACAGUAUCAAUCCCCAUAUUUGAACAACCUUGAUCGCACCAAAGCAUCCGCUGUCAGCAGUAUUUUCAUGUGCGGACUCGUAAGUGUUGACAUCGUCGUCCAUCCGUCCAUCGUAAACAGCAAGAUGGGAGAGAGAAAGGCUGUCAAUAAAUAUUAUCCACCCGAUUGGACCCCAGAACAGGGAUCUCUUGACAGAUAUCAUGGACAGCACCCGCUGCGUGAAAGAGCAAGGAAACUUGGUCAAGGAAUUCUUAUCAUCAGGUUUGAGAUGCCAUAUAAUAUAUGGUGUGGUGGAUGUGGAAAUCAUAUUGGAAUGGGUGUACGCUACAAUGCAGAGAAGAAGAAAGUUGGUAAUUACUACACAACACCCAUUUAUAGAUUUCGGAUGAAGUGUCAUCUCUGCGACAAUCACUUUGAGAUUGAAACUGACCCUAAGAAUUGUGAUUAUGUCAUUGUAAAUGGUGCAAGAAGAAAGGAAGAGAGAUGGGAACAGUCGGCAACAGAAGCUAUUGCUUUAACAGACAAGGAAGAUGUCAAGAAGAUGGCUGUUGAUGCAAUGUUCAAAUUGGAACAUGGGGUUGAAGACAAACAGAAAUCAAAGGAGGCCUUACCCACCCUAGAGCAGCUGAAGGAAGUUCAGUCCAUAUGGAGUGAUGAUUAUGCAGCCAAUCAGCUGCUCAGAAAGAGAUUUCGAGAGGAAAAACAGGAGUUAAAAGUUCAAGCAGCAAAAGAUGACGAGUUGAAAGAGAGAGGGGCAUUAGAUGUCGCUCUUGUACCAGAAAAACAAGAAGACAUUGAGCUGGCCAAGAAAAUCAGAUAUCACGGACAAGGUUUUGAUGCGCAUCGUCGGAAACGUCGCUCUGAAGUCAACAGUAGGCCCCUGUUUGAUUCAAAAGGAAAAUCCGAUGUAAAAAGACAGAAAGUGAAAGAACUUCUUGGAAAGAGAAAACAAAUGCAGUUCAGCCAUUUCAUAUCGCCUCCCAAAACGAACAGCAACCUGGCUAAGCUCGGUAUCAAGGUUCUUACGAAUAGGUCCAGAGAAAACAAGGACUCGGACAUCUGCCCAGAUAAAGGGCCUUCAGAUGAGGGGGGCGCCCUAACAGGUGAUGUGAACUUGAGUCAAACAAGGGUUUCCACUGUGCUCGACUCGCAUAGUGGACUGGAUAAGAGUGGUGGUUCUGACCUAGAAAAUUGUGAAGGGCCUGACCUGGAAAUGACGUCACAAACUGAAACACGUGACGAAACCGAGGAUCGCCUUUCAAACCAAGGAGAGCGCAUCUCAAGUAGUAUUUCAAUUUCAGAUGCGAAGGAAAAUCACAAGUCUGGGAUAGAAAUGUCAAAUAAUUUAACACUGAAUACGAAUUCUUCCGUCACUUCUUUGGUGUGUUGUGAUUACGCCGACUCCAGUGAUGCUUCAGACGAUCUUACAUGAAGCAGACGACACAAAGAUGGAGGCUUUGACAAAUAGCCAGUGGAGUGUUUUGCCUCAUGUCUGAACCACUUGCUCGCACAGCCUUCCUUGUAUACUUAAGAAUAAAUCAAGUGAGCAUUGCCUGCAAAUAAUCUUUGUUUUCCUGUUCUUUAAUUCCCCUGCACAAAGUUUCAGGAGCCCUUUGCAACAGUUUGUUAGAUCAGCGCCAAAUUAGAACAGGUAGUACAAAAGAGGCACGGGACACUAGGAAUUGGACGAAAUUAACUGAACUGACUGAAAUUCCUACGAACUUUUCCUCUUGGGUUUUCCACACCAAUUUUAACUGUAAUUACGAAAGAAUCCUUUCCUUUCAGGACAACACGGACUUUUUAUCCAAAAAAAAAGGCAUUGUAUAAACAUGACCACCUACAUAGCGUAAAAUUUCGAUAACACCCCCCCCAGCGCCUCCACCCCCGUCCCUACUCCCCACAAAAACAACAGCAGGGACCAAAAAAAUUGAGUCGAUCAAUUAAAUGUUCUCUUGCUUCUCCAA
Molecule: messenger RNA, 1979 nt
Organism: Orbicella faveolata
Lineage: Eukaryota; Metazoa; Cnidaria; Anthozoa; Scleractinia; Merulinidae
Product: coiled-coil domain-containing protein 130 homolog
Biological process (GO): mRNA splicing, via spliceosome
Cellular component (GO): post-mRNA release spliceosomal complex; U2-type spliceosomal complex
Source: RefSeq, a predicted model, not a curated record